UUGAAAAAGAAGCCUUACACCCGGAAAGACGUGUCACCGGCUUAACUACACGUUUUUCCACACCAGGAGGGUUCAGUGAGUAGAGGCAGGCAGGGCACCAUGGGCGAAGAGCUGAGUCCUGAUGAGAAGUUUAACCUCAUCACUCGGAACCUUCAGGAGGUUCUUGGGGAGGAGAAGCUGAAGGCAGUUCUUAAGGAAAGAGAAUUAAAGGUGUACUGGGGCACAGCAACCACAGGCAAGCCUCAUGUAGCAUACUUUGUCCCCAUGUCUAAGAUCGCAGACUUCCUGAAGGCUGGCUGUGAGGUAACCAUCCUUUUUGCUGACCUUCAUGCCUACUUGGACAACAUGAAGGCACCUUGGGAGCUGCUUGAGCUCCGAGUUCAAUACUACGAGCAGGUCAUUAAGGCCAUGUUGGAGAGUAUCAAUGUCCCUCUGGAUAAACUAAAGUUUAUCAAAGGCACAGACUACCAGCUGAGCAGGGACUACACACUAGAUGUGUACCGGCUGUCGUCCAUGGUGACUGAGCAUGACGCAAAGAAGGCUGGGGCUGAAGUCGUGAAGCAGGUGGAGCAUCCUCUCCUGAGCGGCCUGCUCUACCCCGGAUUACAGGCACUGGAUGAGGAGUACUUAAAGGUGGAUGCUCAGUUUGGUGGAGUGGACCAGAGGAAGAUCUUCACUUUGGCUGAAAAGUACCUGCCAUCUCUAGGUUAUGCUAAAAGGAUCCACAUGAUGAACCCCAUGGUGCCCGGCCUUACAGGAGGCAAGAUGAGCUCCUCUGAAGAGGAAUCCAAGAUAGAUCUCCUUGACAAAAAAGAAGAUGUAAAGAAGAAACUGAAGAAGGCCUUCUGUGAGCCUGGCAACAUCCAAAACAAUGGAGUCCUUUCCUUUGUCAAGCAUGUCCUCUUCCCACUGCAUUCUGAAUUUGUGAUUAAAAGAGAUCCUAAAUGGGGCGGAGACAAAGUUUACAAAUCGUAUGAGGAAGUAGAGAAAGAUUUUGCUGAGGAGAAAAUCCAUCCAGGUGAUUUAAAGGCGUCAGUUGAAGUGUCCCUGAACAAACUUCUGGAUCCCAUCAGGAAAAAGUUUGAGACACCAGCGUUGAAGAAAUUGAGCAGUUCAGCCUAUCCCUCAAAAAACAAGGCUGCAGUAAAAGUGAACCCCAAAAAGACAGAUGAUGAGGAUGAGAUCAUCCCAUCCAGACUGGACCUCAGAGUGGGCAAAAUUGUCAGUGUAGAGAAGCACCCAGAUGCAGACGCCCUUUAUUUGGAGAAGAUUGAUGUCGGAGAAGAGCAGCCUCGGACUGUCGUGAGUGGACUGGUGGCCUACGUUUCCCAGGAGGAGCUUCAGGACCGACUUGUGGUAUUGUUAUGCAAUUUGAAACCUCAGAAGAUGCGUGGGAUCGAGUCUCAGGCUAUGCUGCUCUGUGCUUCAGUUGAAGGUGAGACCAAAAGAGUAGAGCCUUUGGAUCCACCUGAAGGAUCAGCACCAGGAGAUCGUGUCUUUGUCGAUGGAUAUACAUCAGGAACACCGGAUGAUGAACUCAAGCCCAAGAAGAAGGUUUUUGAGAAGAUUCAGGUGGACAUGAAGAUCUCAGAUGAGUUGAUAGCUCAGUGGAACAUGAAGGAUUUGAUGACCAAACUAGGAAAAAUCACCUGUAAAUCAUUGAAGGGUGGCAGCAUUUGUUAAAUAUUCUUUCCUCUCUUCUCAAAACUCAUCAAAGUGUCUUCAUGGAGCUUCAUUCAUCCAUUAUAUACUGUUAACAGCCUAAGAGCACUUGAUCUGAAGAUCACUCCAAAACUGUAAUCUGUUACCCGUCAUGACAAAGAAGAGACAUUGUGUCAUAGAUCACCUUAAUUUACAUCAGUGUAUAAAGGAAGAUAUGAGGAUGUUAAAAUAGAUGGAAACAGAAGCAUUAUGUACUGAAUUUAUUGUACAAAAUCAAUAUUAUUAACCAGACCCAUACGAAAUAAAUAUGUAAAAUUAAGAAA
This is a messenger RNA of Tachysurus vachellii, 1985 nucleotides long. It is a transcript of the gene yars1, whose product is annotated as tyrosyl-tRNA synthetase 1. Lineage: Eukaryota; Metazoa; Chordata; Actinopteri; Siluriformes; Bagridae. Bases 100 to 1683 code for a protein of 527 amino acids. Gene Ontology annotation, biological process: tyrosyl-tRNA aminoacylation. The record is from RefSeq and is a predicted model, not a curated record. Gene Ontology annotation, molecular function: tRNA binding; tyrosine-tRNA ligase activity; ATP binding. The transcript is spliced from 14 exons.